Dreissena polymorpha is the source of this 2225-nucleotide messenger RNA. Its product is annotated as G-protein coupled receptor 54-like. The record is from RefSeq and is a predicted model, not a curated record. Gene Ontology annotation, cellular component: membrane. Bases 557 to 1939 code for a protein of 460 amino acids. Lineage: Eukaryota; Metazoa; Mollusca; Bivalvia; Myida; Dreissenidae. Gene Ontology annotation, molecular function: neuropeptide Y receptor activity. Gene Ontology annotation, biological process: G protein-coupled receptor signaling pathway. The transcript has 5 exons.
UAAAACUGGGACACGAAGCUGAGAGGCUGUCCGGCCGGUUUUCAACAGCUAGAUACACAGAAAGUGUUUACACCGGAGAAGAUUGUCAACAGCGGAAAAGAAAUAAAAAAAAUACAUAUAAAAAUGCAUUCACGAUUGUAUUUUGGCAUAAUCGUUUCCAAAGUAGGAUUACCAGUAACCGAGUGUCUUUUGGUGGGAUUAGUUUAGCCUCUAGCAAUGUAUGCACAGAAUGGACUUAGUUAGACGUGUAUUUAAAUGCUGCAACUUAGUCAAAAUUGGUCAACUUUAAAUAAAUAACAUAGGAUUAUUUUACGAUUAUAUGUACACACAAGCUGUUUUUUAAACCUUUGAAUAAUGGGAUAUGCCAAAAGCGCACAAUGUCGAUAAAACAUUAAUUUAACUUUCUGAAAUAUUGAAGACGAGGCUUUGCUUGACGUUAAAGGCACGUGUUCUCAAUAUUAUUCAACUAAAUAAUUGUGCAAAAUUGUGAUAUACUGGAAAAUGCGUGCUGACGAAAAACGUUUCAAUUCCUUCGACCGAAUCCGCCUCUGACACCAUGGCAACCGGAGGGUGUGCGCCCCCGAAACAGGAGUACGAUUUUAGCGUGUUUCCCUAUCCAGGAGAACUGAAAACUUUCAGUUCCAAUGAAAUUGCGGUGAAAGUGACGCUGGGUGUGCUCGUUGAGCUCGUGGCUCUCGUCGGUAACAUCCUGGUGAUCACAAUCGUGCUGCGGUCCCGGUCGAUGCGCACCACUACCAACUACUACCUGGUCAACCUUGCCGUGUCCGACCUGCUCGUGGGGCUCAUGCCCAUAUGGGUGCAUAUCGUCUCCUCCCUCAAUGAGUUCUGGGUGUUCGGGUCCUUUCUCUGCAAGUUCAACCCGUUCCUACAAAUCACCGCGAUGUGCGCCAGUAUGUUCACGCUGAUAGUGCUUGCUGGAGACCGCUUCUACGCCAUCAUGUUUCCCAUGCAUUCCCGCGUGAACAAGCGCAAGGUCAGCUACCUGCUCAUCGCCGUGUGGUUGGCCUCCUGCGCCAUAGCAACGCCGCUGCUUUUCGUCUAUACGUACAUUGAACGUCAGUGGGCGGACGUGCUCGAGACGUACUGUGAUGAGAGAUGGCCAAUGAAAAUGGUAGAGGACAACAAAUGCGACGGUGGACUCACAUCUAAGAAGGCGUACUGGAUUGUGGUGUGCUGUGUGUUAAACUGGACCCCAAUGGUGUGCACGACUCUUGCAUACACGUUCAUCGUUAUUAAGUUACGGAAACACAAAAUCGGUCCCAAGUUGGGAGCAUCGACGAGAUCGACCGUUCAGCAGCGGUCUAAACGCAAGGUUGUCAUCAUGUUGUUCUCCGUCCUUAUACUGUUCAUCGUGUGUGCAGUUCCAUUCCAGACCAUAAAGAUCUACUUCAUGUUCACGCAGGGAACGCCUGGCUACAAGUUACCAUCUUGGUUUGGAACGCUUGAUUUCGGAGCAAUUUUGCUGAUGUAUAGCAAUGCUGCGAUCAAUCCAAUCAUUUACGCCGGAUUCAAUGAAAGCUUUCGAAACGGGUUUAAGGACCUUAUAAACACCAUUUCAAACAGACGCAGGCCCACUGCGUCCGAUAGCUUUGAGAGCGAGUUCAAGCAGAGGUCAAUGCUGAGGGCUAAAAAUGGCUCCAUUGCAACUAUUUCCGGUUCGCGUGGAAGUAGGGCUGCGUUGCUGGAAAUGGCGGGAAUUCCGUCGAGCGAAAACUUGCAUGAGAGCGGAAUGAUGAGGAAUUUGUCGCGAGAUUCUCUAAAUGAUGAUAUUAUGCCCUCUGAGACAAGUGAACGAGUGCUAAAGAAUGAACGAAGAACGAGCCACUUUGGAAAUGGUAUAACGUUACAAGCAUUUGAGAAAGAGGAGUCGGUUACCAAGAUUGGAACGGGUGAUUUAGCUUUGUCUUCCAAUUUGUGAAAUAGAACGAAGAAGCGUUUUGGGGUAAAACCCGGUGAAAGAUCGGUUAACAAUUCAGUGCGAAGUAUUUACCAUUGCAACAGACACACAAAUGAGAGAAACUGACUCUUUUAGGAUUAAUUUAGUUAGAUUAUACACCUGUCUUCUAGUGUUUCUAACUAUAUUGUUGGUGUUUCUUUUUCAGUUCAUUUAAAUUCAUGUUAAUGGUACCAAUUACAGAAUAACUUUCCUGUAUGAUAAAUGUUGGUGAAUCCGUAUGUGCGAAUUAGAAAGCCCUUCAUUCGUA